CAGGCUACCCAGCAUUCCCUGGAUAUCCUCCUGCAGGUCAGGAGUCAUCCUUUCCGCCUCCCGCCGGUCAGUAUCCUUAUCCUACUGGCUUUCCACCAAUGGGAGGAGGAGCAUAUCCUCCAGCACCAACUGGUGGUUUCCCAGGCACUGGAGGCUACCCACCCCCUGGAGGCUACCCUGCCCCAGGAGGGUAUCCCGGUGCCCCACCACCGGGGGCCCCAUCCUAUCCUGGAGCUUGUCCAGGCCAAGGAUUUGGAAUGCCACCAGGUGGAGCUGGUUUUUCUGGCUACCCACAACCACCAACCCAGGCCUAUGGUGGUGGUCCAGGCCAGAUCCAGAUCCCAGGUGGGUUCCCUGGAGGACAGAUUCCUUCCCAGUAUCCUAGUGGCCAAGCUCCUGCUCCUUACCCUAAUCAGCCAGCAGCCAUGAUUCAAGGUACUCAGGGGACAAUCCGACCUGCUGCUAACUUCGAUGUUGUAAAGGAUGCGGAGGUUCUCCGAAAGGCCAUGAAAGGGUUUGGGACUGAUGAGCAAGCAAUUGUGGAUGUUGUUGCCAAUCGCUCCAAUGAUCAAAGACAAAAAAUUAAGGCUGCUUUUAAGACCAUGUAUGGAAAGGAUUUAAUCAAAGAUCUCAAGUCAGAGCUAUCUGGAAAUAUGGAAGAACUGAUCCUCGCCUUGUUCAUGCCACCUACAUAUUAUGAUGCUUGGAGUUUACGGAAUGCAAUGAAGGGAGCAGGAACUCAAGAAAGAGUAUUGUUUGAGAUUUUGUGCACAAGAACAAAUCAGGAAAUUCGAGAUAUUGUCAAUUGUUACCGAUCAGAAUUUGGACGAGAUAUUGAAAAAGACAUUCGAUCAGAUACCUCAGGACACUUUGAACGAUUGCUCGUAUCCAUGUGUCAGGGUAAUCGCGAUGAAAAUCAGAAUGUGAAUCAUCAAAUGGCUCAGGAAGAUGCUCAGUGUCUUUAUCAAGCCGGUGAAUGGAAACUGGGGACAGAUGAGUCCUCCUUUAACAUGAUUCUUGCCACAAGAAGCUUCCCUCAGCUAAGAGCUACCAUGGAGGCCUACUCCAGAAUUGCUAAUCGAGAUUUGUUAAGCAGCAUUGGCCGAGAGUUUUCUGGAAAUAUAGAAAAUGGUUUGAAGACAAUCUUGCAGCGUGCCUUGAACCGUCCAGCCUUCUUUGCUGAGAGGCUCUACUACUCCAUGAAAGGGGCUGGCACAGAUGACUCCACCCUCGUGAGGAUCGUCGUCACCCGAAGUGAAAUUGAUCUUAUGCAAGUGAAACAGAUGUUUGCACAGAUGUAUCAGAAGGCACUGGGGACCAUGAUCUCCAGUGACACCAGUGGAGACUAUCACCGUCUGCUCCUGGCCAUCGUGGGUCAGUGGGAGGUUUUUUUUUGUUUUUUUUUUAAGAAACUGAACUAUUCCAGUCUCAUUCUCUUGAAGACAACUAUCCUGCAUGCAGCAAAAUCACCUGUAGCCUAACCAAAUAUGCUUUUUAUUAAGGACACUGUCAGGGUUAAUGUGCUUAGUUUGCACAUGC
This is a messenger RNA of Trichosurus vulpecula (common brushtail), 1539 nucleotides long. RefSeq names its product annexin A7-like. Lineage: Eukaryota; Metazoa; Chordata; Mammalia; Diprotodontia; Phalangeridae. Gene Ontology annotation, molecular function: calcium-dependent phospholipid binding; calcium ion binding. The record is from RefSeq and is a predicted model, not a curated record. Gene Ontology annotation, cellular component: cytoplasm.